Molecule: messenger RNA, 606 nt
Organism: Closterium sp. Yama58-4
Lineage: Eukaryota; Viridiplantae; Streptophyta; Zygnematophyceae; Desmidiales; Closteriaceae
Source: the annotation of a GenBank genome assembly
AUGUCGCAAGCCACUCGGCGACGGUCGCCGCAGAACGCAUUCGCUCCCGCUUUCCGCACCCCACUUUCAGUGCUGCCACUCGUGCGGUUCCGCUCGAUGCUCGCCGUUUCCCCUGCUUCGCUCCGUUUCGGCGCAAAAGGGAGGGAGCAGCGGAUUAGCGCAAGGCGCGGACGGGAGGUAGCAGCGUAUUUGGCAAGGGGUGGACCGGAGCAAGGAGCAAUUUCGCGCGCGGCAGGGACUGGAGUGAAGAGCGACGGGGAGGGAGAGGGCACGAGGGGGACGGAAGGAGCCGCUUCCUGCGACCCCGUCGCCCUCGCCUUCCCCCUCCCGUCGCCCUCGCCUUCCCCCUCCCGUCGCCCUCCCCUUCCCCCUCCCGUCGCCCUCCCCUUCCCCCUCCCGUUGUCCUCCCCUUCUCCCUCCCGUCGCUCUCCCCUUCUCCCUCCCGUCGCUCUCCCCUUCCCCCUCCCGUCGCCCUCCCCUUCCCCCUCCCGUCGCCUUCGCCUUCACCCUCCCGUAGCCCUCGUUUUCCCUCCCCAUCACUCGCCCCGUCGACCUCUCCUCUCCCACCUGCCGCUGCAUCCACGUCGUUCUCAUUCCCGCUGCUGA